This is a messenger RNA of Arachis duranensis, 1782 nucleotides long. RefSeq lists its product as uncharacterized. Bases 337 to 1632 code for a protein of 431 amino acids. The transcript is spliced from 4 exons. Lineage: Eukaryota; Viridiplantae; Streptophyta; Magnoliopsida; Fabales; Fabaceae. The record is from RefSeq and is a predicted model, not a curated record.
GAAAAAGACAACUAUGAUUCCUUUACUUUCUCCGUCUAUUUCGUGAGAAAUAGUGUGCAAAGUGCGUAAAAUUAUUUUCUCUCUUUCUUUCUCCCCACACAAGAAGGAAAACACAGAAAGGAAAGAGAAAAAGAAAGAUAAAUAUUGCGCAACAACAAAAUCUCCAUCAAUAUAGAUAUGGAUAUGCUCCUCAAUGUUUUCUUGAAUUUUGUUUGAUCAAAUAAUCAAUCACCCAUUUCAAACUCAAAGACUUGCAAUUUGGACACUGCAAAAAGACAUUGAGGUCUUAGAAAGUAGUUGUUUGUAUGCAAUGGGGGGAAGAUUAUUGUGACAAAUAUGGAUCCUCAGGCCUUCAUUAGGUUAUCAAUAGGCUCUCUUGGGCUACGAUGUGCCGGAAUUGAGGGAAGCACCGGAAGAUCUAGAACUCAAAAGCCACCUUCUCCUUUUGUUUGUGAGAUAAGGCUCCGGGGUUUUCCUGUUCAAACAUCAUCAGUCCCCUUGAUAUCCUCUACCGAAGCUAUACCUGACGUGGAGAAUGUUGCUACUAGCUUUUACCUUGAGGAAUCUGAUCUAAAAGCAUUGUUGGCUCCCGGUUGUUUCUAUAAUACUCAUGCUGGUUUGGAGAUUGUUGUUUUCUCAGGUAGGAAGGGCUCCCAUUGUGGAGUUGGCAUCAAAAGGCAGCAAAUUGGGAUUUUUAAAAUACAGGUAAGCCCUGAGUGGCAAGAAGGAAAGCCACUGACUCUUUUUAGUGGGUGGAUAGGUAUUGGGAAGAGGAAACCGGAGAACGGACGGGCAGUUGCCGAGCUACACUUAAGAGUUAAGCUAGAUCCCGACCCUCGAUAUGUAUUCCAGUUUGAAGAUGUUACCACAUUGAGUCCUCAGAUUGUUCAACUUCAAGGCUCCAUCAAGCAGCCAAUCUUCAGUGUCAAGUUUACUAAGGACAGGGUUUCCCAGAUUGAGCCAUUGAGCAAUUAUUGGUGUGGUUCUACGAUUUCCGACAUGGAGAUGGAGAGGCGAGAGAGAAAAGGGUGGAAGGUGAAGAUACAUGAUCUAUCUGGCUCAGCUGUAGCUGCAGCCUUCAUAACAACUCCCUUUGUUCCAUCUUCAGGUUGUGAUUGGGUUGCAAGGUCCAACCCAGGAGCUUGGCUAAUUCUUCGUCCGGACGCUUGUAGACCAGAGAGCUGGCAGCCGUGGGGAAAGCUUGAAGCUUGGCGCGAACGCGGCCUCCGAGACUCUGUAUGCUUUAGAUUCCAUGUCCUAUCUGAGGCUCGGGAAGGCGGCGAACUUCUCAUGUCAGAAAUAUUUUUAAGUGCUGAAAAGGGUGGCGAGUUUUUCAUAGACACUGAAAGACACAUGCGGACUGCAAACACUGCAGCAAGUCCACUACCUAGUCCACAGAGCAGUGGGGACUUUGGUGCGCUCACUCCGGUAGCCGGAGGCUUUGUCAUGAGCUGUAGAGUUCAAGGGGAAGGGAAACGAAGUAAACCGUUAGUCCAGCUGGCAUUGCGACACGUUACUUGCGUCGAGGAUGCUGCCAUCUUCAUGGCACUUGCGGCAGCUGUUGACCUCAGCAUUGAGGCAUGCCGGCCGUUUCGUAGGAAGAUUAGAAGAGCUUUCCGGCAUUCUUUCUAAAGAGAGAACAAUGCAAAUGUAAAAUAGUAACUGUCAAUAGUUGGAAAGAAAAAAGUGCACAGCAUAAGUUGUUAAGAGAAUUCAACUCUCAAUAUUGUAAGAAGUAAGAACUAUAUAAAAGAAGAAAGCCUUUUAAUUUAACAAGUGUUC